AGGAAACCCACGCAGACACGGGGAGAACAUGCAGACUCCACACAGAAUGAGCAGGGAUCGAGCUAAUGUCCUGUGCCAUCGUGCCGCCCCUUGUAAAAUAAGGUUUUGUACAUCACUUGCAAGAGUUCAACCUGUAAGGUGUGCUGAUGAUGUUCCGUUCAUCUUGCUUAACUCUACUGCUUGGAAGGGAUGCAGACCAACCUGGUUACAUAUUUAAGUAUAUUUUUGUUUAUUUGUAGUGCUAAAGGGAUCACGGGUACUAGGACUGUGCUUUACCCUUAGAGACAGUGGGGUCUGUUGGCAGUGGGUUUCAACACAGCGAAUUCUGCAUUCUUACCCGGCUGGAACUCCUGAGUCCUAUAGCUUAAACUGAGUGAAAUCUUUGUUUUUAUAUUAAUUCUUUGGAACACAAUACAGUGGAAUUGAAAAAGGGCAAUAAAUGCCAGGGGAACAAACACUACUCAAAAAGCCUGAAAUGAGAGCAAAAGUAAAUGGUCUAUAAGCCUUUAUACUUCCUGGAAAUCAAGAAAACAUUGAUGUGUAGCUUGACGUCACCACAAAACUCGAGAGGUUUUUCGCUAUUGCGUUUAUUUUUACAAACAUGAAAUCUUGCCAGUUUAAUUGAAUUGUAUUUUUUUCUUUGUCUUUAUCAGUGUCAUAGAAACCAAGCAGUACAUCUUUAAAGCUCUGUCUAUGAGUCAGGACUUCACUGUGAGCAUCCCUCUCGGGGAAUAGACAUCAGUCGGCGCUUGCCUUCAUGUCGAGUCUCUCGAGUGCCCGUACGAUACUGACUUGGUUCCCAUUCACCUGCGGGCCAGAAAAACAGCUGCCGGCUCCCAGGCCUGUGAACUGAAAGGAGUUUGUCCCGUUCGCUCCUCAGUGGCCUCUUGUGGAACACUGGACCACGGAGGAAGAAAGUGAUGCACAUGCAGUGAGACCUUCUGAAGAACAUCUAUCAGUGUUGCCCUGAUACGUCUCUGGAUUGGGCUGGCGAUGGCCGCACCACCAAGGAUACUUCCUAGGCUCACAACCCAUCCCUUGUUGUCAAAACUUGUUUCCUGCCAAACUGUACACAGCGACUCGCGUCAUGUUCUGGUUGAAGAGUGGCUUUGGAGUAAGCGAGCGCACUUUGAGAACCACGUAUCCAUCUCCCCAUCUGUUGGUGAAAUACCCUUCUGUUUACUCUGAGUUCUACUUCACUUUGAUUAUUGAAAAGAACAAAAAUCUGCUAAAUGAAUAAAUGUACAUAGCUGUGGGAUUGCAGUGUGUCCAGCUCAGAGGAGAGACAUUUAAAUCCACUCAUGAUGGUCAAGCGCCCAACAUAUAAUCCUAGAUCAAUGAUGACCUCUUAUAACCGAGGCGUAGUUGUUUGUACUUGGUUGUAUUUUCUGCUCUUUGUGAGUCUUAGCGUUUUGCUCUGUUCAGCCCGAAAAGUUGGGUUUCUGUAGUUCUGGAAGUGUUUUUCAGGCCUGCAAAGCUCUCUUCUGUGUUUCUAAGCUCUCCAGCAUUGCCUUUGCUCCGAGACAGGGCAGAACAGGAAGCUGGUGUUUAAAAGUGGAAGUCCUUUGUGUUUUUCUGAUUUAUUUGGGCACAUCUGCGGUAGCGGGCGGGACUCGAAGCGGACCCUUGCUGCCGUGGUGAGCUGGGAGGAACCAUGCAGCUGGAAACGGUGGCCAAGCUGGGUCUUCCCUUGGCUGGACUUCCCUGUAGGAAAGAGGGUUUGGGUUUAUGGGAGUGAAAGCUUCUCCUUGGCCUGUUUGCCCUACCAGGGUUCAUGUUGUUGCAGCUCUUUGGUAAUGUAUGAGUGUGUUGAUUGACCCUUGAUGUACGCUGUAGAGUAUGGUUUACUUUUUAUCAAAUGGCACCAAAGGGAGCAUUUUGUUGUUGACCUGUAAAUGUCACCUGUGGAGAUCUCCUGAGGAAGUCCAGGCUGAUGUGCUCUGAAUGUUGGUCUCUCUAGGGACCCUUUGCUUCUUGGAAGCAUCUUGUAAUUUUUUUUAACUGCCUUCUGCAGCAGUUCAGAUGUUCUUUUCUUUCUUUCCUUUGCCAAACCGCAGAUUGUACAAUGAGUUUGCAAAAUGAAGUGCCACGAUUCAUGGGAAUCGUGGUGAAAUUGCUCUGACCGGUAAUGGCUAGUUAAUACAGGUUUUGAAAACUUGCAAAAUUUUUUGAAUGGAAGAUUGCUUGGGUUCCAUCAACAGUAUAGUGGCUCAGGGGUCUAGAUUCACUCAUUCAUUCAUUCUUAGAUGCCAUUGAACAAUGAGGAUUGUGCAAAAUGAUGUAACACUGUCAAAAAUUAGUUUUAAUUGUGAAAUGAAUGAGAUGCCUGGAAUGCUUGUUUUGCUAAACUGUAUGUGAGUGUAUAUAGUAUAUAUCUAGUGUAUAUUUAAAGUAGGCUGGCAGCAGGUGAUGUAUGAUGUAGUGGUUAGAGCUGCUGCUUCUGCACUCGGGAGUCACAGGUUUGAAUCCCACUUAUUGCUCUAGUGCCUUUGAGCAUGGUACUUGCGCUGAACUGAUACCAUGAAAAAAUUGCACUUUUUUUUUAUUUAAAUGGGUAAAUCAGUGUAAGUCACUUUGGAGAACAGUGUCAGCUAAGUGAAUAAAUGUGAAGUAACCCAUCAUAUAGUGCUACUCCUUCUUGUUCCUUCCCCUGUUUUAGCCACACCGUGCGACUCAGAUCAGCUUAGUGGUGUAGACCGGGGUUUUGAAUUGAAGAACUCAAAGACAAUAAUGUUGUUUGAGGUUUGUAAAUAAUCACUCACUUCAGUGUGCUUUGUGAAGAGAGCUCUUCAGAAUUCAAUAUUCCACCCACGCUUCUUGGAGGAAUCCCCUUCAUCCUAUUGUGAAGGCACCGUCUGGAGUCCCCCAUGAUUCCUAUAGCGUAAGCGCUUAUUAAGUGAACAUUGUUCCAAGGUGACUCAAUGUGUUGGGUGUUUAUAACAGAAAUAGACAGAAGUCCUUGUUACUUUCUCUCUGUCCACGUAGCUUAGAUUCUUCCAGCCACCAAAACAAAGUGAACACCCUCCUGCUUCUAAGUUUAAUUAAAAUGAAUUUUAUGUCAUCCUGGGGCCUACAUCUCGACCUGUUCUGAUGCACUCGACAAGUAGGAGCAUCGCAUUGGCUUCAGUUUUACUCCUGAUGAAUGGGCAUCCGUGUGUGGAAAAGUCCUCCCGUCUGCACUUCUUUUAGUAUCCAUGAACAUAGUUUUAAGCUCAUACUCAGAACUUGUCUUGCUUCUCUAUGGCUUCACAGGAGAUCUCAGCUGUGUUUUGAAUGUCAGACCACUCCGCUGGGAAUGUGAUAGGAGUCAGAUUCACUGGAAUGGAGUUUGCCUAACUGCUCAAGAAUUCUUUAAUGAAGAACUUCAUUUGUCUCCUUUUAUUUUUGUUAAAUCACAACCCAGAUGUUGUUUUUGACUAAAAAAUGAAGUGUUAUGCGUAUUACAAAUCGCUGUGGUCCAAACCUCAAUCUCCUUUUACAAAUAUGGUGUUGACUGUCACUUGAAUUUUGGAACUUCUUAGGCAGUGCCUCUUGACUAGCCCUGAUACAUACUGUACCUUGUUCAGUUGUGCUGUGUUUGUAUUUGCUUUUUCUCGGUAUGCUGAUUCUUUCUCCAUUUAGGGUUACCCACUUGUGUCCCGUUGUCUAUGAAAUACAGAAUAAAUUAAAGGAAGACAUUGGCGGUUGAAGUUGCUGUGUUCUCUGUAAUAAUGCAGGACAGCCAUAAAUUAAAAAAAAACCUAGGUGCCAUGAUUGUAUUUCACAGUAUUUUGUUUUUGGCUGCUUAAGUGUGAAAUUGUGAAGUUUGACCGUACGACAUGGGGAAUUUGGAGCUGUUCCAAAGCCAGGCUUGGAGGUGAUUCAGGGAGAAGGCUGAUGUACAGGAUUGGUGGCUUCAAUGGCGGGAGUUUUGGCUUCGAGUUGUGUGGUCAGGUAUCAGAGGACAGUGGGUCAUGGUGGCGGCUCCUCCUGCCAUGCGGGAUAUUGCUAUUGCUGAAUCACUAGGGCAUGAAGAGCACAGCUCUCACAGCAGAUGCGCACACACACAUUGCUGCAGCAGCAGUGUGUGUAAAGUGUACGUGCUCUCCCAUAGUACGGCUAUGUGUACGGUACUGUCACUUUACCAAAAGCAUCUGCAAAGUUACAUGCAGCCAGUAUGUCAAUUUCAUUGGUAUGUGUUCGACUUGAUUACAGUGCCGAGAAUUUUUUUUGCAGCGCCUGUGGUUUUUCUGUGUGCUUUGCGUAUGUUUGGGAUGUACCCAAAGUACAAGUGCUAGAGUUUCUUCCGUUCAGCGUAAUUUAUGAUGAUGUUCAAGAUGGGGUUCCAUGUAACUCCGGUACCUUGGCUCAUGCUUUUGGAUUUUGCGCUCCUCCUGAGAGCUGAGGGGUGCGAGACAUUUACUUACUUGACAUUUACACUCAUUUAUUCAUCCGAUACUUUGCUCCGAAGCGCUUUACAGCGAUUUAGUCUGUUUCAUUUAGCUGACGCCUUCAUCCGAGGAGAUUUACACUGAAUUCCCUACAGUCAUUGACAUAUCUGCACAGCAGAGCCGAUGCAACACAUCGAGGAACCUGGAGGAAACCCACACUUUGUUAAACCUCAGAUGGUCCCCCGUGCCGUGUGACACCUGAGCGUGGACACCUGUUAGCCUUGCUGCAACCUUCAGCAUGUCUGGAAUCCAGACAUCUUGGCCACCUGGCACAGAAUGUGUCGCCAAAUACAACUUCCAGGGCACGACGGAGCAAGACCUGCCCUUCUCCAAGGGGGAUGUCCUGACCAUUAUCGGAGUCACUAAGGACCCAAAUUGGUACAAGGCCAGAAACCCAGUUGGGAGGGAGGGAGCCAUCCCUGCCAAUUAUGUCCAAAAACGGGAAGGUGUGAAGUCUGGAGGCAAACUCAGCCUUAUGCCGUGGUUCCAUGGGAAGAUCACCCGGGAGCAAGCUGAGCGGCUGCUCUACCCACCUGAGACAGGCCUUUUCCUGGUACGGGAGAGCACCAACUACCCUGGGGACUACACGCUGUGUGUUAGCUGCGAGGGCAAGGUGGAGCACUACCGCAUCAUCUACCAUAACGGCAAGCUCUCCAUCGACGAGGAGGAGUAUUUCCAAAACCUCAUGCAGCUUGUGGAGCAUUAUACCAAAGAUGCAGAUGGGCUCUGCACUCGACUCAUCAAUCCCAAAGUCAUGGAGGGCACGGUGGCAGCCAAGGACGAGUUCUCCAGAAGUGGCUGGGCUUUGAACCGCAAGGAGCUGCAGCUGCGCAAGAUCAUCGGGAAGGGCGAGUUCGGAGACGUGAUGGAAGGUGACUACAGAGGCACCAAGGUGGCUGUGAAAUGCAUCAAACACGAUGCCACCGCUCAGGCCUUUCUCGCCGAGGCCUCCGUCAUGACGCAACUUAGGCAUAACAACCUGGUUCAGUUGCUGGGUGUAAUUGUCGAGGAGAAAGGCAUCCUUUACAUUGUCACAGAGUACAUGGCCAAGGGAAGUCUUGUGGACUACCUGCGCUCGCGUGGCCGGACAGUGCUGGGAGGGGACUGCCUGCUCAAGUUCUCACUGGACGUGUGUGAAGCCAUGGAGUAUCUGGAGGCCAACAACUUUGUCCACCGGGACCUGGCAGCACGCAACGUCCUCGUGUCGGAUGAGAAUAUCGCAAAGGUCAGCGACUUUGGUCUCACCAAGGAGGCGUCGUCCACACAGGACACAGCCAAGCUGCCUGUCAAGUGGACAGCACCUGAGGCCCUCAGGGAGAAGAAGUUCUCCACCAAGUCAGACGUGUGGAGCUACGGCAUCCUGCUGUGGGAGAUUUAUUCCUUCGGCCGUGUGCCUUACCCCAGAAUUCCCCUGAAGGAUGUGGUGCCACGAGUGGAGAAAGGCUACAAGAUGGACCCCCCAGAUGGGUGCCCGCCCAUGGUCUAUGACAUCAUGAAGCAAUGUUGGAACCUGGACCCGGUGGCACGACCCAGCUUUCGACUGCUGAGGGAGAGGCUGCAGCAAAUCAGGGCCAAGGACAUCUACCUUUAAAGGAGGAACUGAGGACAUGUCCAGGUCAGCGUAAGGCCAGAAAAUCUGCACUGACUCCUGGACUGGACUGGACAGCUCGACAACACGGGGUCUACCCCCCCACCCCCCACCCCCACACACAAAUGCGGAUCCCCCACAGCUCCAUUUUUUGGCCAUGUGUGUUCUGAGGUGUGACUUAAGCCUGCACUGAUGUGACUAACUGUGGCAGCUGUCACUCACUAAUGGCCUCGCAUAUCCAUUGCUGAUAUGGUGUUGGUGCCAGGCUUCGGGGUGAGGCAGCCGUGGGCCGGUUCUUGAGGGGAGGGGGGGCGAGGACUGCCCUGUGCAUGGACUCUUCAGGGUGACGAGAAUAAGCGAGAACUGUUGUCCUUUGGAUGUGGCAGCACUGGCUCUGCUUUUGCUGUCCCUCCCAGACAAAUACCACAUGUGAAGUUAACAUAUGCAUUUGCCUAGAUAAUGUUUGUCAUUUUGAGCCCUGUUGUUUUUCUUCAAUUGCUUAUUUAUACUUUUCGUUACAGAAAUAAAACUGAGCAUUGCCUACAAUGCGCUUCCAUACGCCGAAAACCUUGGUCGAGGCUGAACUACCAAGAAUGGGACCGGCAGCCAUAAGUUCUGUUUACCAUACACACAGCAGCUGGCAUCACUAAACCUCGAAUAGUGGUUAGUUCAUCAAUUGUCUUUAAUGGGCGUCGGCUCCAUCAUUAAGUGCAUUUACAGGAAUAUUUGCAGGUAGUAACAAUAAAACAUGAGUUGUUUGUUAUCUCAUAAAAUACUAUGAUUUUGUUGUUAUGUGUGUGCUAGUGGUCCCAUCCGUGCACAUUUUCUUCCCAAUCUAGGAAGUGUGCUGUGUUGGGGGCAGCAGACAGUAUUGUGGUCACUGCUGUUCCUUUGGGAUCAGAAGGUCACAGGUUCAAUUCCCACCCUUGGCUGUAGUGCUCUUGAACAAGGUGUUAAGAUACAAGGUGCUAAGAUUGCAUGUCAAAACUCUAGUUCUUUAUAUGGGAAGGUUAUAGCACUCUGUAGAGGAGUGUCAGUGUCUAAAUGAGUAAAUGUGUGGGCAGUGGCCUGGUGGUGUUUCUGUUUACAGCAGCAGAUAUUGUUAUCAAUCCUGUAAAAGACCUCUUUCACAUUUCAGUUCUCAGUAGAGCUUCCUGUAGUGUGUGUAAUUAAUUGUAAAAUGAACAUUCUGAAAUGUUUUAAACUUUAGUCUUCCUAACUAGGUGCCAUUACAAAGUCCAGAUCCCCUAAUUGUGACACUGAACAUGUGAUAAGUCCACCUUCCCCUCAUGGAUAGAUACAUCAGACUGCACUGGUGGAAAUCACCUUUGUAUGUUGUUGAUAACUCUCACACAGAUGGAAGACUCAUGACAAGCAGGGCACCUGGUACCCUGGGGAACAGACACAGGAUCAAAAGUAAUGGAUCAAACUGAAUGACGACAAAACUGAGUAAAAUGCGUCUAAUUAGAAAAAUGAUUUUGUACAAAUGCAGAAAAAAAUCGAAGUAGGAUCUAUAGAAAGUAGGGAUGUUGAUCUUUGCAUUAACAGUACAUAGUAGAACAGCUCAACAACUUUAAAAAUAAAACUUUCUGCAUAUAAGUGUCUACCUUUAAAUGAAGUUAUGUUCUCUGUCAGUUUGUCACACAACUGGGCAGAGAAUACAUAAAUUAAUCUUGCAAUAUUUUAUCAGUGUGUGGAAGCAGUAUUGUUUUCUGCAUGAAAGACCAACUAACCAACAUCUCCAACCGCCUACCCGGCAACACGAGGCACAAGGCCGAGGGGACAUAACCAGGACAGGUUGCUAGUCUGCUGCAAGGCACUCCAAGCAGGGCUCCAACCCCAGACCCACCAUGCCCCCGCAUGAAAGACUAAAUAAAUUUUUAUUCUUAUAAAGCCAAUAAAUAAGAAGUGUACUGAAGAACAGAAACCGUGGAUAUGAAUUUUGAAAUAAAUGUUGUAAAGGCAGUUACAUGCACCAGUCAUUAAGAUGAAUGAUAAAUGUUGAUACGUGCAAAAGAAGUGAUAUCUGUGCCGGAAAAAAGUUUCUUUGUUUACAGAUUUGUGUUCACACAUUUACAUUCACCAGCAGAAGCGGAUGGACAUUCCAAGCUGUCAAUAACGUAGGCACACGGUGGUUAGUAAGUGACUAGUAAGGAUUACUCUGUCACCAGAGAACAUCAUUGGCUGUGAGCUGCCCAGACUCCAAGACCUGUAUAGAUCCAGGACCAGAAAGCAUGCAGGCAAGAUCACCACAAACCCUUCCCGCCCCAGCCAGAACAUCAUCCAAACCCUCCCUUCUGGAAUAUGAUAUGGAACAAUCAGGACUUCAACAACAGAAACGCAAAAAUAGCUUUUUCCCUGAAGCAGUGUCCCUUAUCGUUUACAUUUAUAUUUAAUCAUUUAGUAGAUGCAUAUUCUCCAAAUCCCGUCCUGGGUGUGUC
Messenger RNA from Scleropages formosus (Asian bonytongue), 8459 nucleotides. It is a transcript of the gene cskl, whose product is annotated as c-src tyrosine kinase-like. Bases 4669 to 6021 code for a protein of 450 amino acids. NCBI's taxonomy places the organism in Eukaryota, Metazoa, Chordata, Actinopteri, Osteoglossiformes, Osteoglossidae. The record is from RefSeq and is a predicted model, not a curated record. The transcript has 14 exons. Gene Ontology annotation, biological process: protein phosphorylation. Gene Ontology annotation, molecular function: ATP binding; protein tyrosine kinase activity; protein binding.